UAUCCCCGCGCCUGCGCAUUCUUACUUUCUGCCCGGUCGCCAUGGAGUCCGCCAGCAGCCUCGGACCGGAAUCGGAUUUGACACCGAACUAUGGACCGGAAGCGGGUGGCAUAACGGAGCAGAGUAACCCAGAAGCAGAUGAUAUCCUCGCGGAGGAGGUUUCCCGGUUAUUGGAGCCCAGCAGUUUUGGGACAGAGAGCUGUGGAGACUGCGGCCCAACGAUGGCGGAGGACGGCGGUUUACUGAAGAAACUCGAAAUCAGCGUCUCCGAAGCCGAGAAACGGACUGGAAAAAAUGCAGUGAACAUGCAGGAAACGUACACGGCGUACCUGAUAGAGACCAGGUCUUUGGAGUCCGAGGCGCAGAGUUCCCCGUUGGACAGUCUGUGGAGGCGUUACAGCGAGUUUGAGUUACUCCGGAACCACCUGUCCGCCGGUUACCCGUUUGUGGUCGUUCCUCCGCUCCCAGAGAAACGGGCAGAGUUUGUUUGGCACAAGCUGUCGGCCGACAACAUGGAUCCCGACUUUGUGGAGAGACGAAGGAUCGGUUUGGAAAACUUCCUGCUCCGCGUCGCUUCUCAUCCGGUUCUCUGCCACGACAAAAUCUUCAGCGCCUUCCUUGCGCAGGAGAGCGGCUGGAAGGAGGCUGUGAACGAGGCAGCGCUGCAGGUUAAGUCGGACUCCAGGUUAAAGGCACUAAAUGCAACUUUUCGUGUUAAGAACCCAGACAGGAGAUUUAGUGAGCUGAAGCAUUACAGCGAUGAGCUGCAGUCUGUCAUCUCCCACCUCCUGCGGGUCCGAGCUAGAGUUGCCGAUCGGCUGUACGGAGUCUACAAAGUUCAUGGAAAUUACGGCCGAGUGUUCAGUGAGUGGAGUGCGAUAGAGAAGGAGAUGGGGGAUGGACUGCAGAGCGCCGGACACCACAUGGAUGUGUACGCGGCGUCCAUCGACGAUAUCCUGGAGGAGGAAGAGCAGUACGCCGACCAGCUUAAGGAAUAUCUGUUCUACGCUGAGGCCUUACGGGCCGUGUGCCGGAAGCACGAACUCCUUCAGUACGACCUGGAAACGGCGGCUCUGGAUCUCGCUUCCAAAAAACAGCAGAGCGAAGAGCUGGCUACUGGGUCGGUGAAAACGUUUUCACUGAAAGGAAUGACCAGCAAACUGUUUGGCCAAGAAACCCCGGAGCAGCGAGAGGCCAAGAUAAAGCUGCUAGAGGAGCAGAUACAGGAGGGAGAGGAGCAGCUAAAGGCGCGGAACGUGGAGGGCAGAGAGUUUGUGAAGAACUCGUGGCUGGAGAUCGAGCGAUUCAAGGAGCAGAAGAAUCGGGACCUUAAAGAAGCUCUGAUCAGCUACGCCGUGAUGCAAAUCAGCAUGUGCAAGAAGGGCAUCCAGGUCUGGACAAAUGCGAAGGAAUGCUUCAGCAAGAUGUGAUCGGAGGACGGUCGCCCCGCAUCGUGCCGCGUGGGAGAAGCGCGAGUGCGUCUGCGGUGAUACUCGGUGCUGCGGGACAGUCAGACCCGGCCGGGUGAUCUCGCCCCGAACGUACCGGACGCAUCCUGCGGUCGCAGCUUUCAUUCUAUCGCGUGAGCUUUUCCUUAAUGCGACUUUCGCUCCACGGAAUCUCCCUCCGCUGCGUGAAAUCUUCACACGAAAUGCACGUUAAUCAGGAAAUUCCAGGAGCUGCGUCCGUUCCCCGACGGCGAGUCUCCUGAUUAAUCCCUCUGUCACAAACUGUCCGGAAUGCAUUAAAGCUCCGGCUCGGUGUCCCGGCUGCGCGUUUCAGCUUCGCCAGUGAAGAAGUUUUGAAAAAAGAAUAUA
Messenger RNA from Spea bombifrons (plains spadefoot toad), 1817 nucleotides. RefSeq names its product sorting nexin 4 (gene SNX4). Gene Ontology annotation, molecular function: phosphatidylinositol binding. The record is from RefSeq and is a predicted model, not a curated record. Bases 42 to 1430 code for a protein of 462 amino acids. Gene Ontology annotation, biological process: protein transport. The transcript is spliced from 14 exons. Lineage: Eukaryota; Metazoa; Chordata; Amphibia; Anura; Pelobatidae.